AGCCGCCUUGCUCGGCUCGAGGGCGCUCGGAGGCCACUGGGGGCGUCGGCGCUUGUCUUUGUAGCGUUAAGUCGGGCACGUCCCUUCACAGGAGAAAGAUCCAAACACAUUUUCUUGAGAAAACAGGAUUUUUUAGUUUUCGUCCAAAAUCCGCCUGUGGGAGGACACGCCCGACCUAAUUCUAUCGCUCCGCGCCGGGCCGCCGUGGACUGCGCGAUGCAGAACAGGCAGGAGCAGAUCGAGAAGGCCCAGCGGCUCCAGGACUCCAUCAUGCAGAUGAUGGACACCGCGGACAAGCUGCAGGCGGAGCUCAAGGGGCUGGCGGCUCGGAAGACCGAGGCCGAGACGGAGCUCAACCAGCUCGGCGGCCGCAUGCGCGAGAUCCAGGCCGUCCUGCCGCAGAAGCUGCAGACGCUCCACCAGCUGGAGCAGCAGAGGCAGGCGAAGGAGGCGCAGUACAUGCAGCUGCUGGAGGCGCAGUCCACCCUGGUGCAGGUCACGAGGCACCGGUGAGCCGCCCGAGGCGGUCGUCGCCUCGUGGGCGCGCGCGGGGCGCGCGGCGCGCGGCGCGCGGCGCGUGCGCGCGGCGGGGCCCUCGGCGCCUGCAGGCAGCACUCCCGCCGAGCAACGCCUCGCCUGCGCGCGCGCACGAGUGAUCCUUCGCCGGAGUGGCCUCUGGUGGUGACCUUUUGGGGCAUCGAGAGGGGCAGCCUCGGACUGGGGCGGCUCGGGGAUCUCUCUCUCUGAGGGCCGGCGGUCCCGGGGGACGCGUCGGGCGCCGCGGCCUUCUCGGAGCGCUCCAGGGCGCUCUGAGAGCGUGCUGGCACGGGGCCGCUCGGGGGCUGCCUGCGAUGCGGCAGGAGUCGCCUGCGCGCUCGGGUGCUUGCCCUCCCCCCCCCCCUGCCAGCUCCGCGCCUCCCCCCCCACUUGUCAGCGAGCGAAGA
Molecule: messenger RNA, 944 nt
Organism: Prorocentrum cordatum
Lineage: Eukaryota; Dinophyceae; Prorocentrales; Prorocentraceae
Source: the annotation of a GenBank genome assembly